Molecule: messenger RNA, 1504 nt
Organism: Prosopis cineraria
Lineage: Eukaryota; Viridiplantae; Streptophyta; Magnoliopsida; Fabales; Fabaceae
Product: mitochondrial phosphate carrier protein 3, mitochondrial-like
Exons: 6
Coding region: 108-1232 (374 amino acids)
Biological process (GO): mitochondrial phosphate ion transmembrane transport
Cellular component (GO): mitochondrial inner membrane
Molecular function (GO): phosphate transmembrane transporter activity
Source: RefSeq, a predicted model, not a curated record
AGCGGUCCUUAUUUGAAAUAGCCCCUUCCCCUUCAUUCUAUUUCUUAACCACAAAACUUCAUAUUUUCCCCCGACUCAAUUCAAUUCACGUUCUGAAGUACUUAGCAAUGGCUCCGUCCGACGAGUCUGGCCACUCUCUCGUUCCUGAAUUUCUUUACUCAUCACCGUCAUCGUCAAAGAGGCCCUUCCAUCUGGGUACGUUGAUGAAGAAGAAUCACGGGUUGACACCAACGACGUCGCCGGUUGUGUCGAAUUCAUCAUCGGUGCCGUCGCUCCCGCCAGGAAGGGGUUUUGUGAUCCCAUCGCCCAGCGAGAAGAUCGAGUUGUUUUCUCCGGCUUUCUACGCUGCAUGUGGAAUCGGAGGGUCGUUGUGCACUGGUCCUACCCACAUGGCCGUCACUCCCCUUGAUGUCGUCAAGUGUAACAUACAGAUCGAUCCAGCAAAGUAUAAGAGCAACAUGUCAGGAUUUGGGGUUAUUAUGAAGGAGCAGGGUAUUAAGGGCCUUUUUAAGGGAUGGGCACCAACUUUGCUGGGUUACAGUGCUCAGGGAGCUUGCAAGUAUGGAUUUUACGAGUUCUUCAAAAAGUAUUACUCAGACAUUGCCGGGCCUGAGUAUGCAGCCAAGUACAAGACGUUGAUAUACCUUGCCGGUUCAGCUUCUGCAGAAGUGAUUGCUGCUUUUGCCCUUUGCCCAAUGGAAGCAGUCAAAGUUCGCGUCCAAACUCGGCCUGGCUUUGCUCGUGGCUUAGCAGAUGGUCUCCCCAAGAUCGUCAGAGCUGAGGGUGUUCUUGGGUUGUACAAGGGACUUGUUCCUCUAUGGGGGCGUCAGAUUCCAUAUACAAUGAUGAAAUUUGCUUCAUUUGAGAAUAUCGUGGAGAUGAUGUACAAACAUAUCAUCCCUACCCCUAAGGAGCAGUGCAGCACUGGUGUGCAGCUUGGAGUGAGUUAUGCCGGAGGAUAUGUAGCAGGCAUAUUCUGUGCACUGGUCUCUCAUCCUGCUGAUAAUCUUGUUUCUUUUCUCAACAGUGCCAAGGGAGCCACUGUUGGUGAUGCUGUGAAAAAGUUUGGGCUAUGGGGUCUUUUCACUCGUGGCCUUCCUCUUCGGAUUCUUAUGAUUGGGACGCUGACCGGAGCGCAAUGGGGAAUCUAUGAUUCUUUCAAAGUGUCUGUGGGACUGCCCACUAGUGGUGGAGCUCCCACUCCAGCUGCCACAGUAGUUGCAAAUGCUUGAGUCAGAACUCAGAAGUAUAUACAGACUUUCUUUGUACCCUGAAACCCAAUAUUAGUUGGUCCAAUUAUAGGGAAACUUUUGAUUGGUCAGGAAUGUAGUCAUUUCUCAUUCUUUUGAAGGAGCAAUAAUGGUCCCCUCCGCCUCCUCCUUGUAGUGAUUCUAUUUUGUGGCCACUUUAUUUGCAAAUCUAUUUUGUGGCCACUUUACAAAUCUUUUUUUUUAGUACAAUUUACAACAAUGGAUUCAUGAAUACAUUAUGAGACUUAACCUAA